UUUGGUCACACUUCUAGGUCCUAUAAAAAUGGCAUAUUGAAGACCUUCACCGUCGCGUCCUUCUGCUGCCACGAUGAAAUUGACAAGCAGAUUUUCACUUUACUUAUCUACGUUCAUGAAAGAAUAAGAUAAUGUCUAGCACCGGCUCAAACAAUAGUGGGCACACUCAUGAAGAAGGGCGCGAUGACUUUGCUCACAACCUAUCCGUUGCGACCGUCUUCUUCAUAUUUUGCAGUUGUGGAAUCGGAGCUUUCCUACUUCAAUUAGGCAAGCGUAUUCAUCUCCCUUACACCGUUCUACUACUGGUUAUUGGAAUUGUCUUUGGAUUCAUAUCGAAGUUGAGUGAAGCGUUACAUCAGUAUGCUGUUAUUUCUGAAGUGGACCCUCAUCUCCUUCUUCACAUUUUUUUACCUAUCCUCAUCUUUGAAUCAGCUUUUGUCAUGGAAGCUCACACGUUCAUCAAGUCCUUUUCACAGGUGCUUCUGUUGGCUGUGCCAGGAUUGGUCUUUGCCUCCUUUCUGACUUGCCUAAUGGCAGUGUAUCUGUUCCGCGACUAUAACUGGGGAUGGAAUGUCGGCAUGAUGUUUGGUUGUAUUCUCAGCGCAACAGACCCUGUCGCUGUUGUGUCACUUCUGCGAGAAUUGGGUACCUCUAAGCAGCUGGCCAUGCUUAUUGAAGGUGAAUCUCUACUGAAUGAUGGAGCAGCCAUAGUUCUCUUUACUGUCUUUCAAAAGAUUCUCUCUCCAAAGGACUAUAUGGGAGGAGGAGAGAUUGUGUUACAUUUGUUAAAAGUAUCCAUUGGGGGCCCGGUUUUUGGCUAUGUCAUGGCGCGACUGACUUUACUCUGGCUGUCACGCAUUUUCAACGAUGCACUGGUUGAGAUAACUAUCACUCUGGCGUCCACCUAUAUUACAUAUUACAUAGGGGACGUGUUUCUAGGAGUCUCAGGUGUGAUAGCUGUGGUUGUCCUGGGCGUUGUCGUCAGUGGUGGAAAGGCCAAUAUCAGCCCAGAGGUGGAGGUCUUUCUGCACAGAUUUUGGGAAGUGCUGGCAUACCUGGCAAACACACUAAUAUUUAUCCUGGUUGGACUGGUGAUUCAAGAGAAGGCCAUUCAUGAUGGAGAGAUAGAAGAAAUGGAUGCCUUCUAUGGAGUUGUUCUCUAUUUUGGUGUCAAUGUUAUACGUUUCAUGGUGCUGGGUCUACUUAUGCCCAUCCUGAGGCACAUUGGCUAUGGACUGAGCGUGAAGGAGAUGGUUGUGAUGACAUGGAGUGGAGUACGUGGAGCUGUGGGGUUAGCCAUGGGACUGCUGGUCUUGCAGGACCCUAAUAUACACCCCCAUGUCAAGAGUAAGGUGUUGAUCCAAGUCUCGGGUAUUGUUGUACUCACUUUGCUCAUCAAUGGCACCACCAUCAAACUGCUGCUAAAACUACUGGGUAUGAGUGAUGUGUCUCAGCCAAAGCGUAUGGCCAUGGCCAGUGCUGUACGUCAUCUGAAGGACCGCAGGGAGAAGAGUCUUAAUAUCUUGAAAACAUCCAGAUUUUUAGCAGAUGCUGACUGGGAGUUUGUGGAAAAGGCUUCAGAGAUUGAUGAUCCUUAUGAAACCACAGACAGAGAGGCUGACUUGAGUGGUGCAAGUGAUAUUCGUGUUGCAAGUACUUGCCCUGAGUGUAAAACUUCUUUGCCUCCCAACCCCACCCCCAAGGAGUUAAAGGAGAUGAAGAGAGAAGCAACCCUACGCAUGCUGAAGGCUGAGAAGAUGAGCUACAGACGCCAGUUCCUAAACGGAAUGCUGUCUAGAGAAGCUGUGCGUAAACUGAAAGAAUGUGCUGAAGUAGCCCAGGAUAAGGACAGGUUUAUUGACGUAGCUGAUAUCAAGGGGAGUUGGCGCGUGCCAAAUUGGAUCAUCAAAAUGAAGCGACUAUUGAAAAUUUGGACAUAUAGACCAGAGCAACCAGUGAAAGACAAUCGGAUCCUGCAGGUUCUGCAUGAAAUAACAGUUUCUGUGUUUUUCACUAUGGCUGUGUGCAUUGUGGUUCUUCUGGACAUGGGUCUAAUGGUGCUGGAAGUCUACGAGGUGUUUUGGGAUGGGGGACUGCAAGAACACAAGAUGAAGAUCACCAUAGGCUCUGUCUUUAUCAUGGCUCUGUACAUCACAGAGUUCAUUCUAAAGGUCAUUGAUCAGAGACUGUCCUACUUCUCAUCACGCUGGAACCAGUUUUGUGUGUUUAUCAUAGUGGAGGGUGUGGUUGACUUGAUUCUUCAUGUGGCUUUUUACGGGACACACAGCCAGGAGCCAUUUAAAACCAUACUCUACAGCUUCUGCCUGUUCAGGACUAUUCGCUUAGCUCGUCUCAUAGAGCCAGUUUUACCCCUGUUGCUAGUUUACAUCAAACAUGUGGUGCACAAGCGGUUGAACUUCGGCUACGAUGUGGGCCGUGGAUAUGUGACUGGGGAGGAGGAGGUCAGUAAGCUGAUCAACCACAUCAUAGACAAUAGCGAGAUUGCCAAACAGCUCAUGGAUGGGUCCAGAAUUGGGCAGCUGGAGGUCAUCAAAACACUGGGUUUACUUCAGAAGCAGCAUCCUGAUGUGGCUAUGUCCGUGAAAAGUCGACAGGCAGUACGCUCAGUAUUGAACACCCUGAGAGACUCCAUACGAGGACUGCACGAAGAUGGCAUACUGGAUGAUACAGAAAGCACAGAGCUAGAAACUAUGGUUGAGAUGAAGAUGAAGAGGUUACUCACAGCCCCACCACUUAUGACUCCACCACCCCCAGAGAGGCUGCUGAAAAAUGUCGCCUGGCUGCAGGGGGAUGAGACCCUCAUCAAAUACAUCAGGGAGCGAGCUGUCAUGGUGAACUUUAGUUACGGUGAUGUGAUCAUGCGGCGAGGAGAUUUCACCGAAGGGAUCUACAUCCUUGUCUGUGGCUUAGUUAGGAUGGAAUCCCCUCAAAAUCUGACCUCAGAUGUGACCGAUAAAGGCUCUGCCGUCAUGAAUGUUGAUUACCUGUCUGCAGGAAAUGUGCUCGGGGAAAUUGGCCUUCUGACUCGCCAUGAACGUCAUGUUACCAUAUGGUGUGAAACAACAGUUCAGGCAUUUUUUGUGAGUAAGGCUGACAUGUUGGAGGCGUUUGUGGAGUUUCAGGACAAAGAGCCAUCCCUGGAGUAUUGCCUGUGGAGAGUGUGUGCUAUAAGAAUAGCCACGGGUGUCCUACUGGAACAGCCAGCUUACUACGGGCUGUCCAAGGACAAGGUUCAGAUGCAUCUUGAACCAUCAUAUUUAGUGAAUACAGCUGGCUUGGAUACCUUUACAGUAGAUUCAUCCAUGGUAGACAUUAUCCUAAUCUAUGGAACAGUGAAAGAUGUCUAUACGAAAGAGAUAUAUGUAGGACCAUAUUACAUCCCAUGGACAGCAACAGAAUUGGAGUUUGUGUCAGAUGAUAUCAAGCCUGUUAUAUUAGUGGUACCUGGAGACGAAGCUAGCAAGAACAUAAACACAGCCAAGGACCAUAGUAAUGUGCCACAGAAACAGACGAAAGCAGCCAACAGUGGACUUUGUCUUUUGCAUGCAUCCAAACUAAAACUGGAAGAAAGAAAUAAGAAGAAUGAUUCCAAGACGCAGGAAGAAGAAGAAGGCGCAUUCACUGCAACACAACAGGAAGCUGACGCCAUAGCAAAGCAGAAUGAAAGUUGGACCAUCGACCCUGAAAAUACUUCCUCAUCAGCAAGCAAGGAUAAGAAAGAUACUGAUUCCAAUGAUAAGCCAAUGGGUUGUCUCCAUGGAACUAGUGAAAGUGAACACUCAGGGGGUUCCUUAAGACGAACUAAGCACAUAGAUAAGGAGUCUGUGUCCUUAAGUCCGUCUGUGGCCUGCAUGGGCCCAUCUGUGGCCUGCAUGGGUACCACUGAAGCAAAGAUAUGUCUGCCCUCUGUUGACACACCUAGUGCCACCUCUGUAUUAGACCGUUUAGAGAGCAAACAGCCUCCUCGACCUCCUAUAUUGCGCAAUCGGACUCUCUCCGUAGAUUAUAACAGUGUUGGGCAGCGGGCUGACAGAUUUAAUUACCUCCAAUAGCAACUGCCUUCAUUUACACUUCUAACAGUCACUUUGACCUGAACAUCUCAUAUUUAGUGAUAAACAGAAACUGUUAUGUAAUUGAUAGAUAGAAACUAUGCCUUAAUAAACUGUCGUGUAAUGAUAGACCGAGACAGCACUUAAUCUGUUACAUAAUGAUAGUGAGAAACUGUGCAUAGACUGUUACAUAACGAUAGACUGCUUAAACUGUUACAUAAUAUUAGACGAAAGCUGUACUUAAACUGUUACAUAAUGAUAUACAGAAACUGCUUAAACUGUUACAUAAUAUUGGACAAAAGCUGAGCUUAAACUGUUACAUAAUGAUGGGCAGGAACUGCUUAAACUGUUACAUGAUAAUAGACAGAGAUUGUGCUUAAACUGUUACAUAAUGAUAGAAGCUGUGCUUUAUGUAUGUAAUGAUAGAUGAAACUGGCGUUCAAACUAUUAGGUAAUUAUACAUAGAAACAGUGCUUAAACUGAGGCGUUCAGCGCAAAUCAUUCAUUUGUUCUGUGCUUCAGUUGUACAGUGUGUAGGUAGAUUGUGGAGAGAUAAGUCUGUAUCUUUUUGGGAAUGUAUAACUGGAAUGAUGUCUUUGAGAGUCCCAGCGGUUUCUAAGGUGUUAGUGUUACAUUUCACGUGAAUAGCCCUUUUAAUAAGACUAUAUCUUGUAAAUAGAGCAAAUAUAGUUUACAUGAAGUUUGUAAAUGAAACCAUCUUUUCUGUUUAAAAAUAUUGUAGAAGGCUACUUUGUAAUAUUUGAUUACUUGUGUUCGAACAUGGCUGGCCCUAAUGAGCGAGAUAAUAUUAAUUUAUUAAGAAAUAAAUGUUAUAAAAUUCCAUGUUUUACCACCAGAAGAUCGGUUGUAAUAUGAUUUGUUCGAUUUUUUUCCCCAAGUUUUUAAUGUUUGUCAUAA
Messenger RNA from Liolophura sinensis, 4988 nucleotides. RefSeq names its product sperm-specific sodium:proton exchanger-like. NCBI's taxonomy places the organism in Eukaryota, Metazoa, Mollusca, Polyplacophora, Chitonida, Chitonidae. Gene Ontology annotation, cellular component: plasma membrane. Gene Ontology annotation, biological process: sodium ion import across plasma membrane; potassium ion transmembrane transport; regulation of intracellular pH. The record is from RefSeq and is a predicted model, not a curated record. Gene Ontology annotation, molecular function: potassium:proton antiporter activity; sodium:proton antiporter activity.